GCGGCUCGGAGCGGUCGCUCCCCGCCCUCCGCGUUUCGUCGCCGGGCAACGCUCCGGCCCGGCGGCUCCGCCAUGUCCGGCCUCAGCCCGGGAGUGCCGCGCCGCUUCCAGGAGCUCACCUUCUACCGCGGCUACGGGCAGCCGCAGGGUCACCCCCGCUUCCGGACCGUCAACCAGAGCUACGGCAGCAGGGCCCCCACGGUGCACGAGCUGCCGAACUCCUUCCACUCCCUCUCGCACAAGUUUUCGGAUCACCUGGGCAAGAUUGGCAUGUACAGGAACGAGAGCCUGAACACGGCCCUGGAGAAGAGCCACUGCACCGGCUCCGACACCUUCAUCACCGCCUACGAGCACCUGGAUUUCCACCCCAGCUACAACCCCAGCGGCCCCUCGCACUGCCGGGACCAGCCGCUGUAGCCAGGACACCGCUGCAGCUCUUGGCUGCCUUGGGAAAUACACCCACAGCCAGCCUUGCUACUAAACAGACCCGCUAGAUUACAGAGGGAAUGUUAUUUCGGAGUAAUAUGUUAAAGAUUUAAUGUGGUUAAGUGUCAGUUAGGUAGCUGAUGUGAAGCGUUUUACCUAAUUUAUCAGCAGCAUAUAAAUGCUAGAACUACAUAAAUUCCGUAUUUAUCCUAUUAUCCCCUUCUCUGUCACUAAUGAUCCUUUACACUCUUGCCUCAUGUACCAUAUAUCAUUAAAAAUUAAGACUAAACUGCUUCUCUACUAUUUAAUGAAUAAUCAAUCUGCAAGUUUUCCAGAGGUAUUCAUUAACUCUCUGGAUUUCUGGUAAAAAGUUCACGUUUCUUCUCUCUCAAAACAACAAAGUUUUAAGAAAUUAUUCAAAUAAUGCCAAGUAAUCAAAAAAUAUUUUAA
Pseudopodoces humilis (Tibetan ground-tit) is the source of this 876-nucleotide messenger RNA. RefSeq names its product piercer of microtubule wall 1 (gene PIERCE1). The record is from RefSeq and is a predicted model, not a curated record. NCBI's taxonomy places the organism in Eukaryota, Metazoa, Chordata, Aves, Passeriformes, Paridae. Gene Ontology annotation, biological process: axoneme assembly. Gene Ontology annotation, cellular component: axonemal microtubule.